Messenger RNA from Eleginops maclovinus (Patagonian blennie), 1837 nucleotides. RefSeq lists its product as uncharacterized. Gene Ontology annotation, cellular component: cytoplasm. Gene Ontology annotation, molecular function: NAD+ poly-ADP-ribosyltransferase activity. NCBI's taxonomy places the organism in Eukaryota, Metazoa, Chordata, Actinopteri, Perciformes, Eleginopidae. The record is from RefSeq and is a predicted model, not a curated record. The coding region runs from base 225 to 1319 and encodes 364 amino acids. The transcript is spliced from 3 exons.
UGCAGCUGGCCAAUACGGGGAUCGAACCCCUGAACCACGCUCUGACCAACUGAGCUAACCGGCCAUGAGUGACUCCAAUGGUGACGUAAUCAAACUAUCAAAUAAUAAACGAAACCCAGGGAACCGAAAGUUAAAUCUUUUUGGCUGGCAACUCCAUACGGACGAACUUCCAAUCUUUACAGCACAUUUACAAAAUCCUCCAUUAAACACAUAUCUGAAUCAGGAUGUCAGUGCAGUUUUCCGGCUGGGAGGUGUCUGACGAUGGUGCUUCUUUUCCUGGUAUGGAGCUGGAGUCAUCCCAGAAACCCAGAAGCAGGGGCAUCUACACCAUGUUCCAUGGGACCAGCAUUACCACCGCACGAGUCAUCAUUGCCAAUGGUUUUAAACAGUCCUCAGAUGGCAUGCUAGGAAUGGGCGUGUAUGUCAGUCGCAAUAUAAAAAAGGCAACGGCUUAUCCUAUGCGAUGUAGUCCUACAGACAAAGUGGUCCUUCAGUUACAUGUGCGCGUGGGCCGUGUAAAGCGCAUUGACAAGGACAACCAUCCUAUGCAGAAAACCUGGCACUCACAUGGCUACGACACUGCUUGGGUGCCCCCCAAGAUUGGCCUCCUAGCAGUGCGCAGCGGCCUGGAGGAGGACUGUGUUUUUGAUCCCAAAAGAGUGAAAGUGGUAGGCAUCGCAAAGGUGACCUACGAUGAUGAAUCUCCUCGUUUGGAGCUGGGGGCUUCUCAGCAGCCAAAAGACAAGGGAGUCUACAAAAUGUACCAUGGCACCAGCGUCGCCAAUGCUCGGCUCAUCAUAACCAAUGGCUUCAAGCAGUCAUCAGGUGGCAUGUUGGGCAAGGGCGUGUAUGUCAGUCGAGAUCAGAAAAAAGCGGAACGUUAUCCUUUAAAUAACAACCCUUCAGACAGAGUGGCCCUUGAGUUACGUGUGCAUCUGGGCCGUAUCAAGCGCAUUGACACGGAUAACCAUCCCAUGCAGUACACCUGGAGUUCGCAGGGCUACGACACUGCCUGGGUGCCCCCCAACUGUGGCAUGAAAGCAGUGCCCAGUGGCCUAGAGGAGGACUGUGUGUUUGACCCCAAAAGAGUGAAGGUGGUAGGCAUCGCAAAGGCUCCAAACACCGUGCUGGCAGAGCUACAGAAGCUUGUGGAUAAUAGUCUAACAAAUCCCAGCGGAGGAGGUGAUGGUGCUGUGGAUGUGUGUUCACUUUGUAAGAGGAAGACCCAGCAGGGCUCUGCACACAUCAAGCAACAGUGUUGGGGCUGUGGGCAAAACAUCUGCACGCUCAUGACCAAGCAUGUCUGUUCAGCUACAUAGUGAGAGGGUGAAACAAGUCGAUCCACGUCCAAAUGGCCUUGUGGAGGGGAAACCAUAUCUAAAAUAACUAAAAGAGUAAAAUUCAAAGCUCAGGGUGUGACCAUACUUUUCAAACAUGAAUCAAAGUUUCUACUUUCCUUCCCCAUGUUCAAACCUUUUUCACUUCCUCAAUAAACAUCUGUAACUUGCUACAAUAGCUACAGCUGCACAUGUCUCUAGGGGAUCUCUGUGUUAUUUUCAAAGUCAUCUUGUAUGAAUUGGAGUAGUUUCUGUACUGUAUUCUUGACACAUCAGCAAGCAUAAGGAAUAUGUGCAAUCAUGAUGAGACAAUCAUUUAGUUUAAGCCAGAUGCCUUUAUUUCAAUCUGAACAUCAGUUACUUGAAGUGAAUUUCAUUUUGAAGUAAUAUGCAAUAAAGAUCAUGAUUUCUGCAGAUUGUAUUUGAUAUCCUGAAUGCUGUAUAAUGUACAACCAAAGAAUCAUGUAAGGACAAUAAACAUUGUGAUAUGUGACACAUAA